Messenger RNA from Aspergillus fischeri NRRL 181, 1077 nucleotides. RefSeq names its product uridine-cytidine N-ribohydrolase. The record is from RefSeq and is a predicted model, not a curated record. Gene Ontology annotation, biological process: purine nucleoside catabolic process. The transcript is spliced from 3 exons. Gene Ontology annotation, molecular function: purine nucleosidase activity. Lineage: Eukaryota; Fungi; Ascomycota; Eurotiomycetes; Eurotiales; Aspergillaceae. The coding region runs from base 1 to 1077 and encodes 358 amino acids. Gene Ontology annotation, cellular component: cytosol.
AUGUCUCAGGACGCAUUCGCUAUUCUACUCGCUGCGCAUCACCCGUCGUUGCAUCUCUUAGGAAUUACAACCGUCCACGGCAACUCUUCUCUCGAGAAUACGACGACUAACGCUCUAAGAGUCCUCGAAGCUAUCGGUCGUCCAGAUAUUCCUGUCUAUGCCGGCAGCAGGAAGCCUUUUUGCCGGCCUGCAGUUCACGCUCCGGACAUUCAUGGCGACUCUGGACUCGAUGGAACUGAUUUGUUACCGAAAGCAACGAGCCUUCCUGUGACAGACAAAAACCCAAUUGUCGCAAUGCGUGAUGCUCUCAUGGCACAACCAAAGGGAACGGCUUGGGUUAUCGCAACCGGCGCCUUGACCAAUGUUGGCUUGCUCUUCGCAACGUUUCCCGAAGUAGCGGCCCAUAUUCAGGGUCUUAGCAUCAUGGGCGGUGCCGUUGGUGGAGGGUUCACAGAUGCUCCCAUGAGCCGGCUGCCGGGGGAACAUGAGAGAAUUGGAAAUACGACACCCUGGGCAGAGUUCAAUAUUUAUUGUGAUCCCGAGGCCUCCAAAUCUAUUUUCAGCAAUCCUACCCUGGCACCGAAGACAACAAUGAUCGGGUUGGAUUUGACUCACCAAGUGCUUGCUUCUUGUAGUGUGCAAAACCGCAUACUCCAUGGAUCCAGCGAUUCCACCCAAACACCCUCAGUUCUCAGGAGAAUGAUGCACGCCCUACUUGUCUUCUUUGCUCAAACCUACGACAGCGUCUUCGGCUUGUCGUCCGGCCCUCCCCUUCACGAUCCGCUCGCGGUGGCCGUCGCUAUCUCAAAUCUCAACCCCACCUUCGCGAAAAAGCACCCCGACCAAGCCUUGAAGUUCAAUGACAAGAAUGGUGAGCGGUUUGCUGUCGACGUGGUUACCGAUGGCAUCCAUUCAACGAAUGUGUUGGAGACUGGACAGCUAGGCCGCACACUAGCUACUCCAAUGGGCGGACAUGGAGUAGCUAUCCCCAGAGGAGUGGACCUGGAGGCCUUUUGGGGUUUGAUUUUGGAUUGCCUCACGCGCGCCGACGAGUGCAAUGCUGCGCGAAAGUCAUGA